GGCCUCAUGCCCCGCUCUCGUCCUCAGGGCCCCGCCCUGCAGCCACCCCCGCCCACGCCGGGCGGAGGUUCGGCCAAACUGUUGUGCCGCAACGGCUGCGGAUUCUUUGGCAACCCGGAGUGGCAUUGGUAUUGUUCGAAAUGUUGGCGGGCCCAUCCUCAACGCAGCUUGGUAGCUCCGCCCACCACCCGCUCAUCUGGCCUGACACUCGGACCACCCGCCAGCCCUCGAAGCCGACCGGCAUCGGCCGGGACAUCGGCUGGGGGGGGCGGUUCAACCACACGGUCCAGUGGGGAUCCACGCGCUUCACAUUCGGGUCCUAAAGCGCCUUCGGGCGACCUCACUCUCCGACAACGACUCAAGCUCACUCCGAAAUCGCCACGUAGCCCUGCUUCGGCCACUGGCGCCCCAUCCGGGCCACCGGCCACCUUUGAUUGGCGCCAACAUUUGUCGAAUUUACCUCACAUUCGGGCCUCAACCGAAUGCUUGAGUGCCGGGCAAGUCUUGGCUAGUCAUUUACGCCAUUGGGUGGACGGGAAGAGUCUGGCCGAAAUUUGGGUUCUCAUCCACACCCUUCUGGAAAAAAUCGACGCCAGUCACGAGACCACGCCCAUCGAUACAAUUGCUAGUCAAGUCCAAGAAGUCUACCUAACUUUGAGGGCGAAAUUCAUUCAAUGGGAUGUUCCAGAUGAUGAUUUGUCCGUGAUUCUGGAGCAAAGUGAGGCCUAUUUGAGCCUUGCCACUUACCCACUCCUGUUUUGUCCCUCUUCCACCAACGACGAGGAAAAGGAUCUUCGUUUACAGAAUCGCAUUCGAUCAUUAAACUGGAUCACCACCCAAGAGCUUCGAUGUGUCAUUCAAGAAUCUUCCCAACGAGUUCGUGAUUUACUCCAUGAUGCCAUUAACGACAUUGUGGCCUUGGACAGCCAACAAACACCGCAAGCCAAACUCAAGAGCCUAGUCACUUGUUGUAAAAAGCUGAUCGAGAUGCUUCUCAUCUCCAAUGAAAAAGCAGCCUCCGCCGACGAGUUUCUCCCUUGUCUGAUCUACGUCUGUCUCAAAGCCAAUCCGCCGCGCCUCCAAUCCAAUGUGAACUAUAUCACUCGAUUUUGCAUCGAAGACAACCUUCGAAUGGGCGAUGGUGGAUAUUACUUUGCUAGCUUGUGCAGCGCUUUGUCCUUCAUCGAAAAUAUGGAUGCGGCUUCGGUUGACAUGGAUUCCACGGAUUUUCACAAUUAUGUCACCGGUCGCUCCUUGCCACCCGGAUCUUGGAAAUGCACUCUCCUAAUGAGCGAAGGCCUCCAAGUUAUGGUCCAAAAUAAGCGCAUUCUAGAGUCUUUGUCCGAACGGCAACACCAAGCUCUGACCCAAACCACAAGUCUCAGCCAACAGAUGGACAACUUCGCCCAAGAGAUCCACGAAGAGGUGGCUGAUAUUCUAAGAAAGACGGCCUACGUGAUCAAGGCUCCUCGGACGGUGAAGAGAUUGCAUUUCCCUGUGACAUCCUCAUCCACCAAAGAACCGCCGUGUUCCAAAUUAGUCGACCUACCUACACCAACUGGCCAUCAGCUCAGCUUGGACAAUUUUGAAGGAUGUUCCACCCAAAACGCCAUUCCGGGGAUAGUGUGUCAAAACUUGCAACAUCUUUCCCUACAAGAGGAAGAUGACGAUUUAAUGUAAUUAUCUUUAUUUGCAAAAUGUACUUUGCGAGUCCUUUUUCAUUUAUAAUACAUAUACAAGUUUGAAAACAUGA
Molecule: messenger RNA, 1753 nt
Organism: Tigriopus californicus
Lineage: Eukaryota; Metazoa; Arthropoda; Copepoda; Harpacticoida; Harpacticidae
Gene: Rabex-5
Product: rab5 GDP/GTP exchange factor-like
Biological process (GO): vesicle-mediated transport
Cellular component (GO): cytosol; endocytic vesicle
Molecular function (GO): DNA binding; small GTPase binding; guanyl-nucleotide exchange factor activity
Source: RefSeq, a predicted model, not a curated record